Messenger RNA from Cryptotermes secundus, 4054 nucleotides. Its product is annotated as UDP-glucuronosyltransferase 2C1. Gene Ontology annotation, molecular function: UDP-glycosyltransferase activity. The coding region runs from base 130 to 1731 and encodes 533 amino acids. The record is from RefSeq and is a predicted model, not a curated record. The transcript is spliced from 6 exons. NCBI's taxonomy places the organism in Eukaryota, Metazoa, Arthropoda, Insecta, Blattodea, Kalotermitidae.
UUACUGACCUUCCUACUGCUGAUAUGGUGUUUUGCGAACCCUGGGAAGAAACGAAAAAAGAAAGCCAGUAAUUUAGUGGACAACAGGACGUAAUACGGGCAGCUUUCCCUUGCCAUCUGCAAGCUUCUAAUGCUCGGAGCUGUGAGCAUCAGGCCCGCUGAAAUGCUUGGACCGCAUGCCAUACUGUUAAUACCUCUGAUGAUUAUAUUUGCUAGGCAGGAGGCGGUGCAAAGUGAAAACAUCUUGGCCCUGAUUAACCUGGCGUCACCUAGUCAUUACUUCUUUAACAGAGCUCUAACGCGCUCCCUUGCCGCUAGAGGCCACCAGGUAACGGAGCUAGGUCGUGACACUGAUAGAGGGCCUGUACCUAACCUGACGCUCAUACCUCACGGAGGCUUCUACUCAGCUCUCGUGCCAGACUUCGACUUUGACAAAGAUGCAAGUCAGUCAACAUCGCAAACUAUGGUCACUCUUGCUCAUUUCGCGGCGAUCAGUUGCGAAAUGUUCCUUGAGUCACCAGCUGGGCAGAAGCUACUAAACUACCCCUAUAAUGAACCAUUUGAUCUCAUCAUUAUAGAAGGGGGUUGGACCGAGUGCUUCUAUGGAUUUAUCCCUAAGUUCGGUUCACCACCCGUUGUUGUACUCUCACCCUAUGGCCUAACGCCAUGGAUCAGCUCUGCAACCGGCUUUCCCACCAACCCUUCGUACGAACCAUUUAACUCAUUGCCGUUCACAAGUCACAUGACUUUCACACAGAGAUUAAUCAAUUUCGUUACACAUGUCGUCUUAAAUACCAUAUACAAACAAAUGAGUGUUCCGAAGUUAGAAGCCUUACGUAGAGAACAUUUCAAAGAGACUGAGCCGUCUUUCUCCGACAUCGAGAGGAACUUCAGCAUAUAUCUAGUGAACAUCUGUCUCGGACUGGACGACCCCCGGCCGCUACCCGCAAAUGUAAUUCCCGUCGGUGGGAUGCACGUCAAAGAGAAGACCAACCCACUCCCAAAGGACCUCAAGCAAUUUCUUGACGAGGCGAAGGAGGGCUUCAUUUACUUCAGCAUGGGCACAAAUUUCAAUGGCUCCAAGCUAAGGGAAGACAAACGAAAGGCGCUGAUGAGCGCUUUCUCGGAGCUGCCGCAGAGGGUUGUGUGGAAGUUCGAAGCAAACAGCCCGCCGGAGACACCUCCCAACGUCUUGGUCAGCAAGUGGCUGCCACAGAGCGACAUUCUCGCUCACCCAAACAUCCGGAUGUUCAUCUCCCACUGCGGAAGACUGAGCACGAUUGAAGCAGUGUAUAGGGGCGUUCCAGUUGUGGGAGUACCCAUCAUGAUAGAUCAGACUUCUAAUCUCCAGUUACUUAUCUCCAAGAACGUGGCCGUGAAACUGGACUUCCUGACCCUGACGAAGGAGAGCGUCCUUGCAGCAGUGCGGGAAAUUCUCGACAAUGACAGUUACCGAACCAACAUGAGGAGGCUGUCCGCAGUGUUCAGGGAUCAGCCCCAGACGCCCCUUGACCGCGCAGUGUACUGGACGGAGUACGUCAUCAGACACAAGGGAGCUCCUCAUCUCAGAUCUGCAGCUGCUGAUCUCUCCUGGUACCAGUACCUGCUGCUUGAUGUGAUACUGGUCUUCGCCACCGGCGCGCUGCUAGUCGUGCUCAUCAUCUAUCUAGCAAUCAGGACACUGUACAAGAUACCAACUAGGAAACCUACCAAAAGAAUAAAAACAAAUUGACUGAUUUCCAGCAAGAGCCAGUACAUCAUAACAUGGGUUUUCAGUUGGGGCUUCAUUUCCGAUCGGACACUUGACCGGGAUCAGAAUAAAGAAAUUCGAUUUCAAUGUGAACAAAAUUUUCCGGGGAAAGCAUAUUUCCUCAGUACAGUUACUGUCGUCUCAUGUUCGUGCUUAGUUUGUGAGUGGCUUUUGUGCUGUUGAGUAAGCACGCAAGAAGAAAAUAAUUUAAUUGAAUUAGCAUUGAUGUUACGUAAUAUUAAAGUAACUUUCGCAACGUACCGAGUCAGAGAUGAGACAUGAAACCUCCGCUCCAGCCACGGCAGCUAGUACUGGCCGACUGGCUUCUCUAGUCACCUCUUAACGGGGUAUGCACUGAACCAAACAUAAGAGUUCCUUUUAUUGUAUUUAAGCAUCCUGUUGCAUUAAUAUAUCUACUGAACACACAUAUUUCCGUCUUAAAUACAGCUUAUAAUCUGGUCACCUUUCUUCCUCAGGUGUCUUCUAUCUUGCUAAAAUUGUUGCAAUGUACGUCAAAGUUAAGUAUCGCGUGUGAACGCAAUAUUUCCUAAUUAAAAUGAAUUAAUCUUAAUUAAAUUUAUUUAAAAUUAAUUAACAUCCCAAUGUUUUCCUUAGUGUUGUCGUCCAUUUGACUGAAAUAUAUAAAUAUUUAUUUGCAUUUAUUCGCGUGCGUUCCCUUUGUGGUGUACGUACUAUGCGUGCUACUUGUGCAGUUCGGAAGCCUGUGGAUGUAUUUACUGUCAGUUUUGUUAUGUAUGCUCCACUGGCUGCAGUUUCUUCCACACUGUCAGAAUAGUUACAUUGUUAAUUGGUCUAUGUACGUAGGGAAUUCUGCGCAAAUAAAUCCAAAACGAGAGAUAUUCAAGCAUAUGUCUUUUGAAGGAAUGGAAGACAACCACAAGGAAAACAUUGGGGUGUUAAUCAAUUUAAACAAUUUUAUUUUAGGUCAAUUUAUUUCAAUUAAGAAAUAUCUCGUUCACACGCCAUACGAAAAUUUGACAUACAGUACAACAAUUCUAACAAGAUAGAAGAUACAUGAAGAUGGGGGUAUACAGUCGAAACAUGUGGUAAGGAGGAAGGUUGACUAGAAGAUAAGUAGUGCUUAAUACGGAGACAGAUCUGUAAAACAGAGUUUCUUUACCAGAACAAAUGAAUACUCCCAGUUUCAGAAACACAAGGUGCCUGUCUAUAUAUGUUUCGGGUAUCGUGAAAACAAAGCAAUGCAUAACGGUGAGUCGUGUCAGUCUGUUCGGGCAUUUCAUCUACAAAUUAUUCUAUGUGAAAUUCUCGUGAAAUGAUUUGACUUACAUACUGUUCCAGUUCACGCCGAGUCACUUGAACUGUCAAAUUACAAAAUGUUCGAAAAGUUUCGUGCCUUAACAUCUGAGAUUUUAAACAAAAUGCAGAUCUCAUUCAAAUCCAUAAUUUCUAUUUCGCACAUUAAUUAACAUGGCGUUAAGUGGAACAGAUUAACAAAAAUAACAAUAAUACUUAGCUUCUUACGCAAUCAGUUACUUUUACCGUGUCAGAUUGCAGGUUUCUGGGUUGUGAUACCGUGCGCUCAGCACACCCCGAAAUGUCUGUUAACUGUCUUCACAGCAAACAUACAUAAUCAUGUUACUGCAAUACUGAAAGUCCACUGACAUAAGAAACUGUAAGACAUUUUAUAGUGAACUAAAAGCAAGUGCAACAUACAGUUUGUUGCAACUGCGAGAAUUUCAUCAGAGCAAUCUUAGCCUUAUAUACAGGUUCGGGAUAAGCUUACAGACACUAAGCAGCAGUUUCGCUAAGAAGGGCCGAAAUUCGGAAGAUGAUGCAAAAAUAAAACUCCGUGUUAUUACGAGCCGGGAUAAUGCAGUUGGUACAGCGACUGGCUACAGGCUUCAUAGCAACGUGGUCGGGGUUCCAACUCCGAGUAGGAUCAAGAAUUUUCUCUUCUCCACGUCGUGGAGACCGGUUCUGGGGCCCACCCAACCCCCCUAUCCAAUAGGUAUGGGGGGGGGGUCUUUCCCCGGGAUUAAAGCAACAGGGUUGUUACCACUCAACUCCGGUUAAUGCCACAGACAAGAAAACGUGGAUCUACACGUCCUCUCCUCCUUACGCCUUCAUGGCGUAGUGCUUAAUUAUUUAUGCACAGGGACAACUCUACCUACCUUUUAUGUAAUUAUUACAAGUGUGUGUUGUGCCGAUAGUGUAGUUCAGAAUAACCUGACCUCACAAACCGAUCUCAGAUUUUGAGAGGAUACUGAUAAAAAAUACCAGACAGCAAGGGUCAAACGUAAUAAUAAGUUUUUUUAUUGUGGAA